AAACUGAUAACAGAAGUCACAUAUCAGAUGGUUUCCUGAAAUUAUUGUAGUGACACAUUAUAUACAGCACCGUCAUGUCCGCCAUCGAUUAUUCCAUAAAAAACGUCGAGGAAAUAGUUCAGCCCCAUUUGGAUGGUGCCAUAAAGAAUGUGGACUAUGCCCGUCUCACGGCCCCCGGGGAGAACUUCGCCAGUUUAAUCCUUCGAGUGGACUUUGAAUUAGACCAAAAUGGCCUCAAAAAGAAGGUGAGCACUGUAGCCAAAACAAUUCCUAAAGGAGACCAGGGUAUGAUGCACUGUCAGGCCAUGCACAACGAAAUUAAAUGGUAUAAAGAAAUAGUCCCGUUGUUGGUGUCUUUUGGGGAAGAAUAUGGAGUGAAAGUGGAUAUUUUCCCGAAAUGUCUUGGGGCCAGGUACAGCUUGGAUCCGACGAAAGAGCGCGCGGAUUCCGAAUCGGUUUUGGUGUUGGAGAAUUUACAUCCUGAAGGUUACGGUAAUGCGGACCGUUACGUAGGUUUGGACCUGGCCGCCACGAAAACGGUCCUGAAGAAACUCGCCCUGUUCCACGUUCUCCCGAUCGCCCUAAAAACCAACAAACCCGAAUCCUUCGAAACGUUAAAACGUUUUUUCGAAGAAUCGAACCCUCCUCCAUCAUCUCCCAAAAAUGACGACGAUCAACCUGCGCGGAAACGGCCCCCGAUAAGACCGGAGGGAAUCCUGCUGGAGGCGAUAAAAAAACUGCCCGAAUGCGCCCCCUACAUUUUACAAAUCGAGGACGUGAUGAACCGCUGCCACAUGGGCCCCAUUCAGCACAUCCAUUUGGAGGAGGAGCCCUGGAAUACGGCGGUACAUGGGGAUUUUUGGAUUAAUAAUGUUAUGGUUAAGGACGAUGAUGAGAGUGAACAGGGGGUACAAGUGAAACUGGUCGAUUUCCAAAUGAUGAAAUAUGGAUCGUUCGGACACGAUUUGGUGUUUUUUUUGUUGAUCAGCGUUAGGAAUGAUGUGCUCAAAGAACAUAUUGACGAGUUGCUUAAGUUUUACCAUGCAGAAUUCAAUUCCUUACUGACGCAAUUCAAAACCAACCUGAAACUCCCUUACGAAUUGUUCCUGAACAUGGUAAAACAAACGGCAUAUUUAAACGAAGUAGGGCACAGUUUAUUUUUCUGUACCAUAAUUUUUGGGGAAAAGGGCACCGGGGUUGACGUGGCCGUCGAAGAGCACAACCUUUUCGACCUUAUGAGAAACAUGCUUAGCAAUAUAAGCUCAAGUCAUAGAGAAAAAAUUGUACAUGUGAUGGAAGAGUCUAUGAGGCAAGGAUGGAUAUAGGGUAGAAAUAAGUCAAUAAAAAAUAAAAAACAUUUUUAUUAUUAUGUCUUAACAAGUAAAGAUAAACUUAUUACUGUCCAUCCCAAAUAAAUAAGCAAUUUUAGAAAA
Molecule: messenger RNA, 1433 nt
Organism: Anthonomus grandis grandis
Lineage: Eukaryota; Metazoa; Arthropoda; Insecta; Coleoptera; Curculionidae
Exons: 3
Coding region: 75-1325 (416 amino acids)
Source: RefSeq, a predicted model, not a curated record